CAUAUUAGGUUCCCAAGUCCUAAGAAGCAGAAUUAGCCUGGAAUCUUGUGCACUUGUUUCCUUCAAUCCCAGGAAGGAGGUGAUAGCAUGAAGGCAAAACAAGGGGGGACACAACCAGACCUGUAAAGGGAUUGAAAUUUAAAAAACGGAGGAUAAAUUGGGUAAAAGGGAGAUAGGGAAGAUGAACAUGCAUAUGCUUGUUGUUUGAUGCGGCUUCGCUGAAGGCAUGUGGCUGCCUGCACUGAGCAUUUCCCUCCACGUUCUCCAGCUGACUGGUGGAAGAUCUGCAUUCAUGUGGCUGAGCGCUACAUGAUUUAUCUCCCCAAAAUAACGUGAGAAAUCUUCCUUCGCUCCACUCGACGCAGACGUAUCUAUACAACUAUAAGCUGGCUGAUGCACUGACCUCGGGCUUUUGGUGAACGGAUCUAAAUCAGUUUGAACAACGUUAAGGACUGAGACAGCCAAUGUGGGGCUCAGGAAGUGUAAACCGACCGGCGCCGGUCCCUGCCUUCCUCAGGAAUCCAUCUGUCCUCCCACCCCCACUGGACAUGAAACCCUUUCUCCAGUUUCCCCUGGAGUCUCCUCACCCGGCCAGCAUCGGCCUCUUCCACAACUUUAAUGCAAUGGACCCUGUCCAGAAGGCCGUGAUGACCCACACCUUCGGACCACCUAUUGUGAAGACAAAGAGGCCAAUUAUCUCCUGCAACGUUUGUCAAAUACGCUUCAAUUCAGAGAGUCAAGCAGAGGCCCAUUAUAAAGGGAAUCGCCAUGCUCGAAGGGUGAAGGGCAUCGAGACAUCUAAGACAUCACGUGUACAAGACGGAGAUAAACAGCAGCCUCUGCCUCCAACCUCACCCCUCCCACCAGGCAUCCCACCAUCCAGCCUGAUGCCUGAUUCUAACCCCAACAAACAGGAUGAUCCUCAGUCUUGUCCCAGCCUGAAGGAGUCUCCCUUAAACCCCAACGACCUCCCAUCAACUCCAAUCAACUCAGCAGAUGUAGAGUCAUCUGUCGGCACACCUUUUACAUCCUCUCCCUCCUCUUCAGCAGCCCUCAGUAGCUCUUCGGGAGACCCAGCAGCAGCUGCUCUACCUGACACCCCCUCCCCUGCACCGAGCCAAUCUUCAGGAGAGUCAGAGGAGGAGAAAGCCAAGAAGCUUCUCUACUGCUCUCUCUGCAAAGUAGCAGUUAAUUCCCUCUCACAGCUGGAGGCACAUAACAAAGGAACCAAACAUAGAACAAUCCUGGAAGCUCGAAGUGGACUGGGACCCAUUAAAGCGUAUCCACGUUUGGGUCCUAAACCCAGCCCUGAGCAGGGAGGCGAGCUCUCCUCUGAUCCAAACACUCAGGAACGCACCUUCCACUGUGAGAUAUGCAAUGUCAGAGUCAACUCUGAGCUGCAGCUUAAACAGCAUAUAUCGAGCAGAAGGCAUCGAGAUGGGGUUGCAGGUAAACCUAAUCCUCUUCUCAGUCGGCACAAGAAGCGCACAGACUUUAUGGAACUUCCAAAAUCCCUAGGACCUGGGCUUUUACCAAAUCCUUUGGCUGUCGCAGCAGCGAUGGCAGCAGCAGCUUCAUCCAAUCAGCUGGCCCUGCGCCCUCCUGGACUGACCUCCCAUCCUCAUACACACCUGCUACAGGGAACACCACUCAGCUUGCUGAGGCCUGCCCCUGGUCCCAUCCGCACCACACAUGGGCCCAUACUCUUCACUCCUUACUAACAGUAAGGGGAAUAAACCUGAAUCAGGAAGAAGCACACUGUGAACUGGAGGCAACCAUGUGCCAUUGAUAGCCAAACUGGCUGGUCUGGCUGUACAUUUUAUUUUUAUUUAUAUGAAAUAUAAAUAUUUCUCCUCAUUGUGUUUAGAUGUUUCUAUCCUCUCUGGUUUCCCUUCAUUACUUGGGUACCAGAUGGUGAUCCAAAUCCACGAGUCGACAAUUUAAAGAGGACUUCUUCAAGUAUUUAAAGUCUGCAUUUAAAUGUCAACAGUAGCUAUACAGUGCCUUCAAAAUGUAUUUAUUCUCCUUGAAUGGUUUUUUAUUUACUUUUUUUGUGGGAUUUUAAUUUAUUGAUUCAACUCAAAGUCCACAAAAUACAGACCCAAAAAUAAAAAAUCUGAGAAAGCAGUGUUUUCUUUUGUGUUCAGACCCUCUAAGUAUGAUUUUCUGGAGUCGUGUUUGCUGCAUUUAAAGCUGCAAACUACAGGUCUUCAUAAAUCUUCUAAAUAUUAUUACAAUUACUAUUGCUCUUGCAAAGAAAGCCCAAAUCUGGGUCAGUUGCAUGGCUGGUGUCUGUGAACAGCAGUUAACAAGUCUUAACAUAUAUUUUCAAUCAGAUGUAGUUUUAACUUCCAUCACCACAGGCACUCAUUCUCCUGGAAAAUGAACCUCCAUUCCAGUUUCCAGUUUUUGCAGCCUCCAAUAUCUAAUAUUUUUUUUCCUCCAAGGAUUGCCCUGCAUUUAGCAAUAUUGAACAGAUUUUCUAUUAUGUCUUAAGAAAUAGUACCUUCUGUGGAUUGCUAAGAGAGACCCUUACCCUGUGAGCUGGAAACCCAUUCCUCUGACCCCAUUCUGUCCCCUUAUACGGCCUACCACUUUCUGGCUGUGUUGCUGUCAUUCUCAAACACAUAUAUUUUCUUAUCAUUCAGUUGACUGUGGGACAUUUAGAAGAGGAAAUUUCAUGGCUGGAUUUGUUGCAAAGGUGGCAUUCUGUCACAGUUCCAAGCUGGUUUACAAUUAGCUCCUGAGAUCAAACCAUUCUUUCACCGAUGUUUGUAACAACAGUCUGCAUGCCUAGGUGAUUGAUUUUAUACACCUUUGGCCAUGGAAUUAUUGGGAUAACUGGUUCCAGUAAUUUCAAUGGGUGAGCAAAUACUUUUGGCUUUAUAGUGUAUGUUCCGAUGAAAGAAUAAUUCCUUCAAAGCUGCUACGAAGUUACCAUUAGCUUCUUCUUUCAAUCUCUGAUUAAUGAUCUCUUUGUCCAUCCUUUCAGUUUGAGUGAGGGGCAUUUCUUGGUAGGUUUUCAGCUUUACCACAAUGAACAGUGUUCUGUGAGAUGGCACACUUAAAUUUACACCAAGACUUUCUCUCCGGUCUCUGUACUGGGUAUCCAAAAUUAAAAUGUAACGCUAAGAAAGUUAGGGAAACAGAAUAUUUCAGGGGAAAUACAUUGAACACCACACGGGAGCCUACCUUGUAUCUCCAAACCCAGAUUUAAAGUUCAUUGAAGCAGUGUGAAAAACACUAAACAACUCACAUGGUAAGUUGACUUCCUUAGCAACCCACAGAAGGCAAUGUCAAAAACGAACCUGUGAGGUAAUCCUUCUGCAAAAACCUAAACCUUCAGUUUCAAUUAGAUUUAUGGGAGAAGUAACCACAUUGUGUUGAUGUAUUGUGACCAAUUUGUUUAAGUGACACAAUACUUUUAACUUUUUUUUUAAAGCAAAGUCAUCAUAUAUACCCAAAAAGCUAAAUAAAAUCCAACUAAAUUUGAUCAGUGAGUCGUCAUGGUGCCACUUUUUAGCUCAUGUUCCCAAUAAUUAAUGCUGUUAAGGUAGUUGGUUGUACUCUUUGGGGGUGGAGGGGAAAACAGGUCUGAAUACAAAUUCACCAAUCUUUUUCAGAAUGUAGAACAUCUUUUCCUCCUACUUGAGGUGCUUUUAGCAAUAAAUCUUAAGGACAAAAAAUCUUAAGGACCUUAAGGAACUAAAAACAAGCUCAAGGGGUAUAAAUAUAUUGGGGAAGGCACUGUUAGCAUCCAAUGUGGCAGAAUCAAAACCCUACCUCUUUUUUUAUGUUCAUCCCUCUUCAUUACAAAUUUUCAGCAAUUAUGAGUUACACAGAAUUAGAUGUAUAAGCUACAACAAAAAUGCAGCUCUAACUUAAAGAAACUGCUUCAACUGAUUGAAGGGAUUGAAUUAAAGUUAUGCAGGUUUAUUCCUUUAAUUUAAUAGAUUGAGUUGAGUGAAGUCAAUUCAAUUUCUUGUUGCAACUGAAGAAAAUCAUUUAUGUUAGCACUGCAUUCUCUUUUUAGUGUAGUAGAUGCAUCUGAAAUUUGCUAGACUCAUAACAUAGCUGUCAGGGUAGAUUGCACCAAUGUAGUUCUGCUCUUGUGGCUCACACAAUUUGCAGAUGAUUCUAUGUUGUUGCAACUUGGUUACUUUUUAACAGUUGACUUAUAUUUGCCUCAAUGGGACACAAAAAAGAACUAAAGAGGCAACGGAGGGGAAUAUAGGAAAUUACAUUUUUGUCUUAAGAUAGAAGUGAUAUACACAGGAAUUUCUAAAGAAGAAAUUUGCACUUUGCAGAUAUCAGUAUUUGUUUUUGUGUUCUGUAUACAAUGCAGUUAGACUGGUUCAGAAAUACGUGUACUGCAGUUUGUUUUUUUUACUGAGUGAAGAUAUUGAACCAACACUGAACUCUUAAUGAAUCCCAGACAAUUGUGGACUCUCCUCAAACAGCUAUUGUGACAGAAAUUUUCCAGAGCACACAUAAGUAAACACUUUUGUUGAAAGGUCUGCAUGUGAUCAUCUUCAUUUUCUCAACUGUAACGCACAGCUAGAAGCUUUCAGUGUCCUUCUUGGAGUAACUUUCACACUGUGAGCAAACCAGGUCUGCUACUCAUUUAUGACUUCUGUCCAGGUCCUUCUAAUGUUGGGACACAAAAAAAGGACCAUCUUUGCCAGAUACAGCACUGGAAGAAAGGAAACAGUAGGAGAAAAGACACCAGCAAAGGACAUUUACAGGACCACUUACACUGAUAAGUAGAUGUAUGCAAAGACUAACAACUACAGAAACCAAAAACGUCACAUCUUUGGGUCGUUUUGGACUUAACAGUAUAUUUGUCUGGUCUGCCUUGUGUUCUCUGUUCUCCCAAGGUAACUAUCAAAAGCUCUUAAUAAGGAAUUGUGGAUAUUGUUAGAAGAAAAUUUUAGGAAAUGGAAAAUGUAGCAAUACAAUAAGCACUACUGUUACUUUCUUCUUGUAAACUGCAAUAAAAAAAAACAUGUAAACAAAUGUAAUAAAUGUCCCUUAGGAGAAGUUUAUUGAAACGUUAUUGUAAAUGUAGAUUAUUUAAAAAAGAAAUGACAAACUUCUUGUUGGGGUUGCCCACUUGUUCAAUUUAAACUAGGAAAUCAAUAAAACUGAGUUUUUGGUUGAAA
Cyprinodon tularosa is the source of this 5162-nucleotide messenger RNA. RefSeq names its product zinc finger protein 385A-like. The coding region runs from base 465 to 1721 and encodes 418 amino acids. Gene Ontology annotation, cellular component: nucleus. NCBI's taxonomy places the organism in Eukaryota, Metazoa, Chordata, Actinopteri, Cyprinodontiformes, Cyprinodontidae. Gene Ontology annotation, molecular function: zinc ion binding; nucleic acid binding. The record is from RefSeq and is a predicted model, not a curated record. The transcript has 8 exons.